AUGCAACGUUCAGCAAUAUCUUCCUCUUCAGCCAAGAACGUGUGCCAUCAAAUUCUCCGGCUCCGACGACAAAUCGAGCCAGCGAAAAACCGGACACCAUGCGACGUGUUCAUAAACCACAGAGGAAUUGACACAAAAAGAAAUGUAGCAGGAUUGUUGUAUGAGCACAUUAAGAAUAAUCUUGGGCUGCAGCCAUUUUUGGACAGUAAGAACAUGAAACCAGGGGAUAAAUUGUUCGAUAAAAUCGAUCCAGCGAUUCGCAAUUGUAAAAUUGGGAUGGCUGUUUUCUCCCCUCAGUAUUGUGAUUCUUAUUUUUGCUUGCAUGAGUUGUCUCUAAUGAUGGAAUCAAAGAAGAGGGUUAUACCAGUUUUUUGUGAUGUUAAACCUUCGGAACUUGCUAUUAAAGAGUUGAAUGUUAAUUUUCCGAAUAAGGAUUUGGAGAAGUUUAACUUGGCUCUUGAGGAGGCAAAAUACACCGUUGGACUCACAUUUGAUACUUUAAAAGGGGACUGGUCGGAGUUCCUGGUGAAAGCUUCGGAUGCAAUAAUGAAGAACUUGUACGAGGUAGAAAGAGAGAAGCUGAUCCACAGAAAGAUAUAUAUUCGUCGAAAACAACUUUUACACAACUAUUGAUCGAUGAUAAAUAAAAGAGGAUCUAUAUA
Messenger RNA from Nicotiana tabacum (common tobacco), 662 nucleotides. RefSeq names its product putative 2' cyclic ADP-D-ribose synthase BdTIR. The record is from RefSeq and is a predicted model, not a curated record. Lineage: Eukaryota; Viridiplantae; Streptophyta; Magnoliopsida; Solanales; Solanaceae. Gene Ontology annotation, biological process: signal transduction.